Paramuricea clavata is the source of this 867-nucleotide messenger RNA. Lineage: Eukaryota; Metazoa; Cnidaria; Anthozoa; Malacalcyonacea; Plexauridae. The record is from the annotation of a GenBank genome assembly.
AUGUUAGAUAAGACUAUUAUAAGUUACUAUGGUUAUAAUACUAAAAUUCAACUUGUUUUAGAUGAACAAAAGAUGAACAUUGCCAUUAGCCUACUGCCUUGUAUCCUUCCUACUGGAAGGAAUGGGGAAAAAAGAUGCAGCAUUGACGAAGCAAUGAGAUCUUUUUUGGAUGUUAAACCCGUAAGUCAAACUAACUUCCAAAUUAUGCUGAAGGUUAUUGUCUCCUGAAGUCACUCCCCUACAUAUAUGGAUGAAAAGGUCUAGCUGUUUACACUUGCUGUUAUUUCUAGUCAGUUUCCUUCUUCUGAUGGAUAUGAAUGAGCAGAUGAAUUGUGAAUGAUCAAAUAAAUAAACUAACAUGUUCUCAGGAAUUCACAAUUCGUAUACUCAAAAUACGAUAAUUGCAUUCGAAAACAAAAAUUGAAAGUGUAUAAACAGGGCCUCGACAUAUAUGUCCGCUUGGCAAUGCCGUCAGUCCAAUAGGCAUUGCAUGGCCAGUAUUCCCUUAAAAUAAAGCAAUCUGUAGUUGCCAAAUGAAUAUGAUUCUUUGAUCAUUUAUAGAUUGGUACAAACAUGCCCAAACUACUUGAGGAAGCCAGUCGAUCUCCAUUUAUAUUGGCUAUUGGCGCUCGAGAAAGUCCCAAUCAAGUUUUUGUGGUUGUCGAUGGACAAGGCUUGGAGCAGCCCAGUCUUGUUAAAGCUGUUGAUGUCUGCUUUAAACUUUUUUACAUUCUAGAUGUACAUUACCCAUGGCAGUGUGCUGUAACGUGGGAGUUCAUUCAAAAAGUGCUGUAUGGAAUCGAGGACAAACUGAAAGGCAAGACCUCGCCAGCAGUUAUUGCAAUGAGAGCUGCCUUAAACAAAUGA